AUGGAUUUUCUGUUUGGCCGAAAAAAGACACCCGCUGAAAUGUUGCGGCAAAAUCAAAGAGCGUUAAAUAAAGCAAUGCGUGAAUUGGACCGAGAACGAUCACGUCUCGAAAUGCAGGAAAAGAAAAUUAUCGGUGAUAUUAAAAAGAUGGCCAAAAUGAAUCAAAUGGAUUCCGUGAAAAUUAUGGCAAAGGAUCUUGUCCGAACUCGCCGACAUAUCAAAAAAUUCAUCAUGAUGAAAGCCAAUAUACAAGCUGUCUCAUUGAGGGUACAAACUUUAAAAAGUCAAGACGCAAUGGCGCAGGCAAUGAAAGGGGUGACGCGAGCAAUGCAAAACAUGAAUCGGCAGCUAAAUUUACCUCAGAUCCAGAAAAUAAUGACGGAGUUUGAAAAGCAAUCAGAAAUUAUGGAUAUGAAGGAAGAAAUGAUGGGUGAAGCAGUCGAUGAUGCUAUUGCAGAUGAGGGUGAUGAGGAGGAGACGGAAGCAAUUGUUGCUCAGGUGUUAGAUGAAUUAGGAAUCCAAAUGAAUGUGGAACUCUCGGCAAUGCCUACAGCGCAGAGUUCAUUGAAGCCAGCUGACCAAAACCGGCAACCACAGGCAGCUUUAUCGGAUGCUGACGCUGAUCUACAAGCUAGGUUAGAAAAUCUACGUCGGGAAUGA
Molecule: messenger RNA, 660 nt
Organism: Cercopithifilaria johnstoni
Lineage: Eukaryota; Metazoa; Nematoda; Chromadorea; Rhabditida; Onchocercidae
Source: the annotation of a GenBank genome assembly